This is a messenger RNA of Tribolium madens (black flour beetle), 727 nucleotides long. It is a transcript of the gene snRNP-U1-C, whose product is annotated as U1 small nuclear ribonucleoprotein C. Gene Ontology annotation, cellular component: U1 snRNP; nucleus. Gene Ontology annotation, biological process: spliceosomal snRNP assembly; mRNA 5'-splice site recognition; mRNA splicing, via spliceosome. Gene Ontology annotation, molecular function: zinc ion binding; pre-mRNA 5'-splice site binding. The transcript is spliced from 2 exons. NCBI's taxonomy places the organism in Eukaryota, Metazoa, Arthropoda, Insecta, Coleoptera, Tenebrionidae. The coding region runs from base 202 to 663 and encodes 153 amino acids. The record is from RefSeq and is a predicted model, not a curated record.
GUCAUUCUCAUUAUUGACAAAUGUCAAAAAAAGUUUUGUUUGGUUAUUCGUGGUCUCACUUAUUUGGAAAAUUCUCGAAAAUCACCGAAACUAAAUAAAAACUAUUUACUGUAAAAAGUAGUUGUGUUGAGUGUUUCGUGUUUCGUUACAAAAAAUUCGCAUAAUUAAUAAAAAGUGUGAAGUAGGUAAACAUAACCAAAAAUGCCCAAAUAUUAUUGUGACUACUGUGAUACAUAUUUGACCCAUGACUCGCCCAGUGUCCGAAAAACGCACUGCACGGGUCGAAAACACAAAGACAAUGUGAAAUUUUAUUAUCAGAAAUGGAUGGAAGAGCAAGCUCAACAUUUAAUCGACGCUACGACAGCCGCCUUCAAGGCUGGCAAAAUAGCCAAUAACCCAUUUGCCCAGGCUGGAAAAGGCGUCGCUAUACCUCCCCCUGCGCAACUAACAGCAAUGGGUCAAAGGCCUGGGGCACCUGGAGCUCCUAUGAUGCCACCAACGAUGGGCCCUGGAGGGCCUAUGCCUCCCAUGAUGAUGGGACCACAUGGUCCCAUGCCGCCAAUGAUGGGCAUGCGACCGCCCAUGAUGGGGAUGAUGCCCAUGGGACCUAUGGGGCCCAUGGGCGUGCGGCCGCCAGUGGUGAAUCCACAAAUGAAGAGCUAAGUAGUUUUUAUGUAUGUUGUAAUUUAGGUCAUUUGAAUAAUAAUAAAAACUAUUUAUAUAAUUA